GGUUAUGAUGGGGAAAGGCGAGCUAAAGAGCCGCGUUUGGAACCGCGGGAAACGGGCUUGGUAAACAAUAGAGCUCGCGGCUAGCUAAUGGCGGUUUCCCACUGCGUGGUAUCUACUCUACUCGCCUUUUUUGGUUUUUCAUUAAGAGAAGAAGUCCCCGGGACCUGCUACCAGGUACUUUAUGUAGUACUAGAUAAAGGACCUGCUACCAGGUACUUUAUGUAGUACUACCUCAGUCGAGGUUCCCAGCGAGCUGAGGCGACACCAGAAGGUGACGUAGGAACCUGCAGACCGCUGAUUGGUCGGAUCACCGCGUUGUUAGCAACAAGAACCUUUAAAAAAAAAAAAAAAAUCUAGCCAGACACCGAGAGAUUAUCUCCUCUCUGCACUAUUCUCACUGUUCAACUGUUCAGUAUAGGCUCUAUGCACAAUCGCUUCCGGGUUUGUCUCAGCCCGCUCAUUCACUUCCGGUGCUGCGCUGAAAGCCGUGUUUACAGCCGUGUUUCUGUGGAGAUAAUGGCGAACUACACCCGCUGUUUACAAGAACUGCCUAAGGUUAACGUGAAUGAUGUUAACACCAUUGUGACGCAGUUUGCUGUUACACCUAAGAGCAAGAAAGAGAAGGGAUUUAAAUUAUAUAUUUCAAGCUACAUUGACAACGUUGAGGAUUGUAUUAAAAGACUCUCGUCCUGUAACACUGUCACAGAGUAGUUGUUCUUGUGUUGCUGGGACAGCAAUGUGCAACCACAUUGUUGCACUACUCUACCAAACAGCCCACUACUCACAGCUUGGCAUCAGUGCAGUUCCUCCAGUUCACAGCUGUACUGAAACGGAGCAGAGCUGGCAUAAACCUAGAACAAUGGGAGUCAAGCCAGGUCCUGUCAAUAAAAUGGUGGUUUUGUCUGCAAGACCCAAAGAGAGGAAGCUUGCUGAGGGUUUAAGGAGUACCCUUUACAAGGGUGUCACCAGUGAGCUGCCUGACCUCUCAGUCCUCCAAGUAGCAGAGGCAUAUAAGGACUACGCCAGUACUGUAGCUCCUCCAGUCACCACUAUCAGGAUGUCACAUGAGGAUUCUUUGGUGGAUUCUGCCUUUGGUAAAGUUCAGUAUGGAAGUGUGCUGUCAUACCAGCAGCCAGCUGCAACAACAUGCAACAUUACUCACCAUCAAGAUGCCCCACCACCGCCACCUCUGCCACUAGUUGGUUACAGCCUUGACACAUCUGUUUGCUUGUUUGUCCAUAGCAAACAUGGACAACCACACAUGACGUCACUGGCAGUAACCUUAGAUAUGGCUCACAAAAUAGAGCAUGCCACCAAAGAACAGAGUGCAUCACAUGCUUGGCACUCGGUCCGAAAACCCCGGGUAACAGCGUCACGUUUUAGGGAGGUUUGUCAUGUGCGUGGACAGAGCUCGGCUGAACAUCUGGCUGAAAGAAUCUACAAAGGAACUCGCCAGACAGCAGAUAUGAAGAGAGGGCUUGAAAUGGAAUCUGCUGCAAUUGAGGAAUACUGCCUGCUGCGAGAGGUGAACUACCACACUUGUGGGUUCUUAAUUCACCCCGAUGCACCUUGGCUGGGGGCCUCUCCUGAUGGGAUUAUUUUUGACCCUAAAGAGCACCAUGUUUUUGGACUUUUGGAGAUAAAAUGUCCCAAUGUCAAAAGUUACGUGGACUGUCCUUACCUUAAAUUUCACAAUGGCACACCAGAACUGAAACAACAGCAUGCAUACUUUUGGCAAGUUCAAGGACAAAUGCUGAUCUCAGGAUUGGACUGGUGUGAUUUUGUUGUUUAUGCACAGGAUGACAUGAUGAUCCAGCGCAUAUACAAAGACACCAGAAUGUUUCAGAUCAUUCGAGAGAAAGCUGACCAUUUCUUUCUUUACUUUUACCUGCCAAGAUACCUACAGAUGUAUAAAAGACAAAUAAUCAUUUAACAUUGUAUCAAAGUUUUUUUUAUUUACUCAACAUCACUGUACAUAAUG
Molecule: messenger RNA, 1981 nt
Organism: Etheostoma spectabile (orangethroat darter)
Lineage: Eukaryota; Metazoa; Chordata; Actinopteri; Perciformes; Percidae
Exons: 4
Coding region: 737-1933 (398 amino acids)
Source: RefSeq, a predicted model, not a curated record